Messenger RNA from Anoplopoma fimbria (sablefish), 2760 nucleotides. RefSeq names its product PDZ and LIM domain 7 (gene pdlim7). Gene Ontology annotation, biological process: actin cytoskeleton organization; heart development; muscle structure development. Gene Ontology annotation, molecular function: actin binding; muscle alpha-actinin binding. Lineage: Eukaryota; Metazoa; Chordata; Actinopteri; Perciformes; Anoplopomatidae. Gene Ontology annotation, cellular component: filamentous actin; adherens junction; stress fiber. The record is from RefSeq and is a predicted model, not a curated record. Bases 186 to 1493 code for a protein of 435 amino acids. The transcript is spliced from 11 exons.
AAGCAGAGGCCCAUGUGACGUCUGACGUUUACAGGCGAGUCCUACUAAAAGGAAUUUGAGGGAAUGAUCCCGCUGCUCACCAAGGGAUCCACGGUGGCUUCCUGACGUCCGCUUAAAGGAAGUCCGAAAGUUUUCUUGCUUACCGAUUGACUUUUUUUUAAAUUUAUCCGGUAGACCGACUCAAGAUGUUCGGCGAACACAACGAGGGACAAGAGGCGAUGAACGUAUACUCUGUAACCCUCAGCGGCCCAGCGCCUUGGGGCUUCAGGCUGCAGGGUGGCAAGGACUUCAGCAUGCCACUCACCGUCUCAAGGCUGACCCCCGGCGGUAAGGCAGCUCAGGCUGGUGUCGGGGUGGGAGACUGGGUGGUGUCCAUCAGUAACACCAAUGCAGAAGACAUGACCCAUGUGGAGGCACAAAACAAGAUCAGAGCAGCAACAGACUCCCUCACCCUCACCCUCAGCAAAGCUUUCAAAGCGGGUGGAGACCAGAAGGACUCACUUGCUCCGGCUUCUGUGCAGCCAAAGUACUCCUUUGCCCCCAGCACAACCAUUAACAAGAUGGCGAGGCCAUUUACAGCAGGUGGUGGUAGUGCCAACUCAGGACCUGCUAUUAAACCUGUGGCCUACUCCCCUAAACUUAACACCCCAACCUCACAGGGCCGUGCCAGUAUGCAGCAGCCACAGAAUGGCCUUGAGCCAACUCCCUCACCUGCCAAGGCCCAGGCAGCAGAUAAACCAGAUGGCUCCAAGACUGCAGCUGCAGCAGCAGGCAGUUCAGGUCCUUCCUCUCGACCACCGUGGGUCACUGACCCUAAUUUUGCCGACCGCUUUCGCCCGGACAAGACCAGCACGGUUGUGACUCAGCACCAGCAGCCGGUAGAGCCGACACCGAUGCAGAACCGCAGCUCCAUCCUGCAGGCAGCGCAGCUGGCACCUGAAGACAGCGGGAGGACCCCGCUAUGUGGCGCCUGCAACAAAAUCAUAAGGGGUCGGUAUCUGGUAGCGCUGGGGAAAUCUUGGCACCCGGAGGAGUUUACGUGUUCACAGUGUAAGGUGGUCCUGGAAGAGGGGGGCUUCUUCGAGGAGAGAGGGUCCGUCUACUGUACCAAGUGCCACGAUAACCGAUAUGCUCCUAACUGCGCAAAGUGCAAAAAGAAGAUCACAGGGGAAAUCAUGCAUGCCCUGAAGAUGACCUACCAUGUUCAGUGUUUCAAGUGUGCAGCCUGCAAGGCUCCAAUCAGGAACCAAGCCUUUUACAUGGAGGAGGGCGAACCCUACUGUGAGAAAGACUAUGAGAAGAUGUUUGGCACCAAAUGCCAUGGCUGUGACUUUAAGAUUGAUGCCGGCGAUCGAUUCCUGGAGGCCUUGGGCUACAGCUGGCAUGAUACGUGCUUCGUCUGUGCUCUCUGUCAAAUCAACCUGGAGGGGAAGACGUUCUACUCGAAGAAGGAUAAGCCCCUGUGCAAAGGCCAUGCCUUCGCUCCAGUGUGAGAGAGCGAGCUUCAUCAUCAGAGGAAGUAACACUUUCUCUCUCUCCCUCCCUCCCUCCUCUUUACCCCCCCAUGGCACAAUCGUACACAUUCUACUUCUCCUCUUUCCAACCACACACAUAGUCACACUCCCUUUCCUUCUAUCCUACAGACUUUGUUUCAAUAUUUGAGGCUCACUUCUAGCUUCACAUGCUGUGCUAAUAGGACACACAUGUUACUGCCUGUAAAACCAGAUGCUGUGUCGUAUAACUGGAAGUAGUCAAGGAAUUGUUUCAUGUCAUCACUAACCUGUUGACUUUUAAGUAUUUUUUUUUUAGAUCAGACAUUAAAAAGUGCCGCUGCGGUUCAUCUAGAUUUAAUUGUAGUUGCUAGACAAGAAUUCUGACGACUAAACUCUACUAAUCCCAUCAUUGUUCAAUCUGAAGUGAGAUUAAGUCGGUAUCUUGCAAGGUGUAGGAGUCAUAUAGUUUUUAAUAAUCUUACAUAUUGCAGUAAUGAUCUGUACUAAGUGUAGGGAAGUGAUGGCCCCAUUCAGGACCCCGACUCACUCACUUACUGCAGUACCUAUUAACGUGAUGGGGAUCCAGUCAAGCACAAAAGGGGUGUCCUAUUUCUGCUUGACCCCUGCACCUCUCCACAGAAGCACUAACUGCUGAAUGUGCUCUGAUUUGCGAGAGCCAAAUGGAGAAGUAAAGUAGGUAAUAACUGUAAUUUUGAGUCAUGUAAUAAUCCUCAAUUGCUCCAAUUUUAAUAGUCACACAUGUGGGUGACAAAAUAGAUUGUUUUAAAUGUUUCAUUCCCUCCCAGUCUUUUGUAAUUAUCAUUUAUUAGACAUUUUAUUGUUAGACAAAAAAAACACCUUAUAGAUGAUUUUUCCCUAAUGUCACUAUGAUAUAGGGAUUAUUCCUUAGAGUACUUUCAAAUCAUGGUUGAAUUUGUAUUUAUAUUGCUUCGGAAUGAGCCUGUAAGUGUUGUUUUUUAUAGCUGUUGGACGUUUAAAAUAAAAUAAUCUAGUAGUGCCGGGCGCUGGAGCAGAACACUGGGCUGAACACAUCUGUAAGAUUUUCUAUUGACUGAUGUUUUGGCUGUCUUUGCUCUCACCAACACCUGCUCCCCAACAAGAGGACAAUGGACAAAUGUUUUUUACUCUGUUUUGUUGUGAGUACAAUAAGUUCUUUUUCUAAAUAUAAAAAUGUUACUUUUUACAAACAACUGUUAUAACAAAGACCCUAGUGAAUCCCUGCAAUGUUCUCUGUAUAAAUAAAUAA